Molecule: messenger RNA, 2247 nt
Organism: Hyaloscypha bicolor E
Lineage: Eukaryota; Fungi; Ascomycota; Leotiomycetes; Helotiales; Hyaloscyphaceae
Product: P-loop containing nucleoside triphosphate hydrolase protein
Exons: 5
Coding region: 1-2247 (748 amino acids)
Biological process (GO): mitotic DNA replication checkpoint signaling; DNA replication initiation
Cellular component (GO): nuclear origin of replication recognition complex
Molecular function (GO): DNA replication origin binding; ATP hydrolysis activity; chromatin binding
Source: RefSeq, a predicted model, not a curated record
AUGCCUCACAAAGCGACCCCAUUGACGCCUCGGCAGAAGCGUGCCCAACAAAAUGAGAAGGCACGCAAGCUGCUCGCUGGUGCGAAUCUGAGAGAGGAUAAUUCCGACGAUGAGGAAGAAUACGAAUGGAUCUAUGAGGAGGACGGGGACGAGUUCGCGGAUGAAGAAGAGGAUGGGGGCGCGUCAAAGAAAAGGAAGAGGCAAAGCGCUGCGAACAAACAGGAGAGGACUAUUGUCGGUGCGAAGAAGGGAAGCUUCAACUGCAUGAUUGGGGACAGCGUUUUGUUGAAGGCCGAAGAUGGGAAUCCGCCUUGGGUUGGGAUGAUUUUGAGCUUCUUGGAAGAUGAGGAUGGAGAUAAGGCAGCAGAUUUUCUAUGGUUCUCCAGUGAGAAGGAGAUUGUUAACAAGACGAAGAAGAGAUCCGACUUCCUGCCCGAUGAAAUGUACAUCACACCUGGCACAGACGUCAAUGCCCUGGCAUCCAUCAAUGGCAAAGCUACGAUCAUGUCCGAAAGAGCCUUCAAGAAGAAAUACCCUACCGGAAAGGUCCCCAAGAAAUCGAAAGAUCAAGGGAGGACGUUCAUCUGUCGAAGAGGAUGCAAUACGCAAAGCGCUAUCUACACCGACGAGUUUGACUGGGAGAAUCUCCAUCACAGCACACCAGAAGAUAUGGAGAAGCUGGUGGAUUGGAUAAAGUCGGGCACACAAUCUACAAAGAAGAGGAAGGCUGGGAGGCCCUCAAAAGCAGAUGAAGAUUUUAGAGGUGGCCUUGUCGAUGAUGAUGAGGCAGAGCUGGAAACACCCAGGAAGAAGCAGAAGCAUUCCAUUGUAACGACUCCUCGAAAAGUACGGACACCAUCAAAGUUAUUAACACCAAGUCAUAAAAGGGUGGUCGUCAAGAAGCCUCUUGAAUUUACACCCCUGGGGACUCGGGUCUUAGAUCCUGAUCAUGUGGAAUCCUCUCCGUUCCAGACUGCUCGAUCUCGAUUACAUGUAGCCGCUGUUCCUACUAGUCUCCCAUGUCGAGAGGACGAGUUUACUUCGGUAUAUUCCCACCUGGAAGCUGCUAUCUAUGAAGGUACUGGAGCUUGUAUCUAUAUAUCUGGCACCCCUGGAACAGGAAAGACAGCCACAGUUCGAGAAGUCGUUGCACAGCUGAACGCCUCCGUCAUGGCUGACGAACUAGACGACUUUAUAUUUGUGGAGAUCAACGGCAUGAAAGUCACAGAUCCUCACCAGUCAUAUUCUCUGCUGUGGGAAGCGCUGAAAGGAGAUCGAGUUAGUCCUACCCAUGCACUGGACUUGCUGGAACGAGAAUUCAACCACCCAAGUCCUCGACGAGUCCCAUGUGUUGUCUUGAUGGACGAAUUGGACCAGCUUGUCACUAAGAAUCAGAGCGUCAUGUAUAACUUCUUCAACUGGCCACAACUUCGACACAGCCGAUUGAUUGUCCUUGCUGUAGCAAACACAAUGGAUCUUCCAGAGAGAACACUCAGCAAUAAGAUCAGUAGUAGACUUGGCCUCACACGUAUCACCUUCCCAGGCUACACUCACGACCAACUAAUGAAAAUCAUACAGUCCCGCCUCGAAGGUGUCCCAGGAAACAUCGUUGAACCCGACGCCAUACAAUUUGCGUCUCGAAAGGUCGCUGCCGUAUCUGGGGAUGCACGUCGAGCCCUCGAUAUCUGUCGUCGCGCGGUCGAGCUCGCAGAAUCCGAGCUUCACUCCCAAUCUGCACCCAACACUCCUUCCAAGUCCGGGAAAGGAGACAAGGUAUCCAAAUUGCUAGGCAGAGUCACGAUAGCAACAAUUAAGAGAGCAAUCAACGAAGCAACGACUAGCCCUUUGCAGCAGUAUUUAAGGGCUUUACCGUUAGGUGCCAAGGUACUGCUUGCUGCGUUAUUAGCAAAGACCCGACGGACGGGCAUUGGAGAGAGUGUCCUUGGGGAGGUGAUUGAUGAAGCGAAGAGGAUGUGUAAGAUGGACACUGGGAACCAGAAGAUGGUGGGAUUUCUCCUCUCAUCUUCCAGUUCAUCCAAGGCCUUGCAAUAUCCUUCGAAACAGCAGCAGAAGACACCGAGGGUGAUAGGUAUGGGAGCUUCGGCUAUCGAUCUCAUGGAAGCGGGGAUUAUUGGGCUGGAGGCCAGAAAGACGGAUCGCACGGGGAAGAUCAGGUUGAGUAUUGGGGAGGAGGAUGUCAAGCUGGCUUUUAAGGAUGAUCCUGAGAUCAAGAAUCUUGGAUUUUAG